GUAGUUAAAUAUGCCAUACUAAUAUUUGAACAAACACACUCUGACAAGAUAGCUCUAUUCAUGUUUGAUAAUAGUAGCAAUCAUGGUUCAUUUGCUAAAGAUGCUCUUUUGGUCUCACAAAUGGGCAUGGGUGAUAGUACAAAAAAGCUACUUCUUCAUAAUGAUGUAAAACCUGAUAAUACUAAGCAUAUAAUGACCUAUGUAGAUAUGAAUAGUGAAAUAAGACCUAAGGGGAUUAAAUAG
Messenger RNA from Cetraspora pellucida, 243 nucleotides. The record is from the annotation of a GenBank genome assembly. Lineage: Eukaryota; Fungi; Glomeromycota; Glomeromycetes; Diversisporales; Gigasporaceae.